CAACCAGACGGACUGAUGCCGUCAGAUAAGAGCAUUGGUUCAGAAGAUGACUCCUUUAAUACAUUCUUUAGUGAAACUGGAAGUGGAAAACAUGUCCCAAGAGUAGUUUUUGUAGACCUUGAACCGGGCGUCAUUGAUGAGAUUCGAACUGGCACGUAUCGUCAGCUAUUUCACCCAGAACAGCUAAUAUCUGGCAAAGAAGAUGCAGCCAAUAACUACGCUAGAGGGCACUAUACCAUUGGAAAAGAAAUGAUCGACUUAGUAAUGGACAGAAUCAGGAAACUUACAGACGCCUGUACCGGGCUUCAGGGUUUCAUGAUUUAUCAUAGUAUAGGAGGAGGGACUGGUUCUGGAUUUGGAUCUUUGUUGUUGGAACGGCUUGCUGUUGACUAUGGGAAAAAGACGAAGCUGGAAUGCAACAUAUAUCCGGCGCCUCGAAUUUCAACGGCAAUUGUCGAACCAUACAACUCCAUCCUUACCACUCAUUGUUCAUUGGAGCACAGUGAUGUGGCAUUUCUAUUGGACAAUGAAGCAGUCUUCGAUCUAUGUACCAAGAAACUUGAUAUUCAAAGGCCUACAUAUACCAAUAUAAAUCGACUGGUCGCACAGAUAAUAAGUUCUAUUACAGCAUCACUUCGGUUUGACGGAGCCCUAAAUGUUGACCUUACAGAAUUCCAGACCAAUCUGGUACCAUACCCAAGAAUUCAUUUUCCACUUAUAAACUUUGCACCAGUGAUAUCAGCAGAAAAAGCAUACCACGAAAGUCUGACUGUUGCUGAACUAACAGAAGCGUGUUUUAACCCCGCUAAUCAAAUGGUAAAAUGUGAUCCCUCACAUGGGAAAUAUAUGUCAUGUUGCAUGAUGUACCGAGGCGACGUGGUUCCAAAAGACGUAAACAGUGCGAUUGCAACCAUUAAAUCAAAGAGAAGCAUCCAGUUUGUUGAUUGGUGUCCAACAGGUUUUAAGGUUGGCAUCAACCAUCAACCACCACAGGUGGUACCGGGAGGAGAUCUAGCUAAAGUUCAAAGAGCGCUAUGUAUGAUAAGUAACACGACGGCUAUAGGAGAAGCAUGGGCAUGUCUUGAUCAUAAGUUUGAUCUAAUGUAUUCUAAGCGUGCGUUUGUACACUGGUAUGUCGGAGAGGGAAUGGAGGAGGGAGAGUUUUCUGAGGCACGCGAAGAUCUUGCAGCACUUGAGAAAGAUUACCAAGAAGUUGCAGCGGAUACGGUCGAUGAUGAUGAAGAUGAGGAUGAACAAGAAGAAUAUUGACAUUAAGAUGAACAAAACACUCUUAUGUUGUAAACAACAACUCUUUAUUUUAAUUCUAACCAAAUUUGACAGGAAUAAUGUAUGAAACUAAAUAAUGGUUCUUCUCUCUAUAUAGAUAUUAGCUACUAUCGGA
Molecule: messenger RNA, 1402 nt
Organism: Mytilus californianus (California mussel)
Lineage: Eukaryota; Metazoa; Mollusca; Bivalvia; Mytilida; Mytilidae
Product: tubulin alpha-2/alpha-4 chain-like
Exons: 2
Coding region: 16-1269 (417 amino acids)
Biological process (GO): mitotic cell cycle; microtubule cytoskeleton organization
Cellular component (GO): cytoplasm; microtubule
Molecular function (GO): structural constituent of cytoskeleton; GTP binding
Source: RefSeq, a predicted model, not a curated record